AUAACUAUAAACUUGUUACACAAUGAGUUUCCAAGACAAAGUAGUAAUUGUGACCGGCGCCAGUUCUGGUAUUGGAGCGGCCACUGCUAUCAAAUUUGCAGAAGAAGGAGCUAAAGUAGCCUUAGUGGGCAGAAAUCAGGAAAAACUUAACAACGUCGCAAAGAAAUGCGGAAAUCCCUUAAUCAUCGCUGCUGACGUAUCAAAAGAUGAAGACGCCAAAAGAAUCAUUGAAGAAACCAUAAAACGUUUUGGGAAGAUUGAUGUUUUGGUAAACAACGCUGGUAUAGGAGGUGUUACCAACAUACUAGAUGAAGGUGUUAUCAAAGUUUUUGAUCAAAUAAUGAAUACAAAUCUACGCUCAGCUGUUGUUUUGACUCACCUCGCUGUCAAAACAAAAGGUAACAUUGUGAAUAUAUCAAGCGUUGCUGCAUACCGAGUGGCUCCUAGUUUUAUUGCGUACAACACAUCAAAGGCUGGAAUGGAUCACUUCACCAGAGCUGUAGCACUUGAAUUAGCCCCACACGGCGUUCGUGUCAACGUGAUCAAUCCAGGACCCGUGAAAACAGAUAUUAUAGAAAAUAUGGGAGCAACUAAGGAAGCGGCAGACGCAGCUUUUGAUAAUAUGCUGAAGGCAACUGCUCUUUCAAGAGUUUCGGAUUCUGACGAGAUAGCUGAUUUAGUUUUGUUUAUAGCCAGUGACAAAUCAAAAGCUAUCACAGGAUCAUCUAUAGUAACUGAUAACGGAGUUAUGUUGAAAAUGUGAUUCGACUUCACUCGGUUCCACAAGACUGUACCAAAUAGUACUUUUAAAUAACCUUUUUAGUAAUAAGUGUUAAGAAAUUGAAUCCGGGAUUGAAUCUUUAUCUGUUAACUGAUGUGAAAUUUUUAAUCAGUAACUAAUUUAUGUUACAAAUGUUUAGUGUACUUUCCGUGGCAAUUGUAAAUAAAUAAAUUUUAAGCGUGUGUACACUGAUUUUAUUAA
Molecule: messenger RNA, 982 nt
Organism: Spodoptera litura
Lineage: Eukaryota; Metazoa; Arthropoda; Insecta; Lepidoptera; Noctuidae
Source: RefSeq, a predicted model, not a curated record